GGGAACUAGUACUACUACAUGAUGACAUUAUUUUAGGCUUAUUUUUUGGAUGCAAAGUUUCCUUCUAGAAAUCUAACAAAAAGGGGACUCAAAAUUCACUCUCUCUCUCUCUAGAAUUACGUUCGAGCAGAGGUCAGCUUGAGGGCAUCAACAAGCUUAUCUACUCAGAUUACUCUGUGAGUAAUGGAAGAACAUGAGGAUCGUGAUACGCCUAGUAUUGAGAAAUCUAGUGUGAUUGUUGAUUCUACUGCAGUCGAUGAAGUCGUAACUGGGAGAUUGGGUGGCGGGGAGGGGAAAAACGAGGGUUUUUUGUCUGAGAGAGAUGAAGGGGAGGAUAUGAUGGUGGAUGUUGUGGGUGCCGAUGAGGUUGAUGGUGAUCAUGGCCGUGAUGAUUUGGAUAGUAAGGCGGGUUCUGUUGGGUUGGUUGAAGAGUGUACGGAGAAAGAAACACAGACUCAUGAUCCGAAAAUGGAUACUGAAGAAGCUGCAGGUUCUGGUGAAGAUGUUUGUCAUACUUCAGUUGGAAGCAGGGUUUUAACUUUUGAGAAAGUUGAGGUGACAGUGAAGGAAGAAGGUCUAAAUAGAAGUUUAGAGGCAAGCAGAGAUGUUCUUCAAGAUUCUGAUAGGGUUUUAACUUUUGAGAAAGUUGAGGUGGCAGUGAAGGAAGAAGGUUUGGAGAGGAGUUUAGAGGUAAGCAGAGACGUUCUUCAAGAUUCUGAUGGUGAUGCUCAGAAAUCUGGAACCUGUGUAAGAGAUUCUGAAAUGGCUUAUGAAUCUUCAAGGGGAGAGCCUCAAUUUGGUGCAGAUAUUGCUCUAAUAGACAGCAAGGAGCUAACAGAAAGAGGUUUGACCGAGGUGGUUGUGGAGCAGAAUGUAAAAUCUGUUGAAGAUGUGGCUGGGGGAGAUCAUGUGAUGGAUGGAAAACCCGGAAAAGAAGCCGAGAUUUUAGAUUCCUCAAAGAUUGCAGAGUCAUCAACUACAACAGCUGAUCUUGGUUCACUGGAAGUAGACUUGAUGGUUGUGGAGAAGGAUUUUGCCAGCAAAGACGAAGCGCAAGAUAUUGUUUCUGUGGAUCCAAGUUUAGUUUGUGAUAAUAAUCAAAAUUCUUCAACUGAGUUGGUCAAUGCAGGAACUGAUGAAGUUGCUGGAAGGAGCAACGAAGAUGGUCCGCAUCCAACAAUCGAAGUUGAUUCUCAAAGAAGAGAAAAUGGUUUGAUAGAUAUGGAGAAAUCACAGAGAGGUUUGUCCAAGGAGAUCAUGAAACAGCCUAUUGAAUGUGAACAAGCGGCUGAUGGAGAUUGUAUUGUGAACGGAAAAAUUGGAAAAGAAUCUGAAGCUUUAGAUUCCUCAACGAUUUCAGAGCCAUCAACCACAACCAAUCUUGGCUCUAAUCCUGGUUCUGAGGACGUUGAUGUUGUCGUUGUAGAUGAGGGCUUCGCCUGCAAAGAUGAAGCCCAAGGUGGUGUUUUUGUGGAUCCAAGUUUAGUCUGUGAUAAUAAUCAAAAUUCUUCAACUGAGUUGGUGAAUGCAGGAACAGAUGAAGUUGCUAGAAGGAGCAACAAAGAGAGUCUGCAUCCAACAACCGAAGAUGAUUCUCAAAGAAGAGAAAGUUUGAUAGAAAUAGAGGAAUCACAGAGAGGUUUGUCCAAGGAGAUCAUGGAACAGCCUAUUGAAUGUGAACAAGCGGCUGAUGGAGAUUGUAUUGUGAACGAAAAAAUUGGAAAAGAAUCUGAAGCUUUAGAUUCCUCAAUGAUUUCAGAGCCAUCAACCGCAACCAAUCCUGGUUCUGAGGACGUUGAUGUUGUUGUAGAGGAGGGUUUAGCCUGCAAAGAUGAAACGCAAGGUGGUGCUUCUGUGAAUCCAAGUUUGGUUUGUGAUGAUAAUAGAAAUUUAUCAACAGGUGAAGAUGAUGUCAAUGUGCAAGCUGAAAAUCUGGACCAACAAGCUGAAGUUGCCAAAUUGAGCAAAAACCAGAGUUUUCAUCCAACAACUGAAGUUAUAACAAACGAUGCUCAAAAGCCUGAAAAAGGAACUGGGGUAGGAGAUUCUAAAUUGGCUGUUGAAUCGUCUAAUGGAGAGCCUCAAUUUGGACGAGAAACUGAUGUAAAAGAUAGAGAGGAAACAGAAAGGGGUUUGACCGAGGAUGAGGAGAUUGUGGAACAGCAUACUGAAUCUGUUCAAGAGGUGAUUUAUGGAGAUGGUGUGAUGGAUGAGAAAACUGGAAAUGGAGAUGAGGUUUUAGAUUCUUCAAAGAUUCCAGUAUCAUUAACCACAGCCCAUCUUGGUCCCGAAGAAGUUUUAACCACAAAAGUUGAAGCUAAAGAUAGAGAUUCUGAGGGUCCAAGGUUACUGUACCCUGAUAAUCGAAGUUUAUCGACUGAGKUGGUCAAUGCUUUUGAGGAAGUCAAUGGUGUGACACCUUGUGCAGAUGUAGCCAAAGAUUGUGGUCUUCAUGAGAACUUAGAAUUUUCAUAUGAAGAUGCUCACAUGGAGAGAGGAGAAGAUGCAGGGAUGGACAUUGAUGAAGUAUUGGGAUGGAAAGAUGAAAUGUCAGAAAUUGACGUUUUAAGUGGUAAUGCAGAUCAUCCAGAAACAGAUCAAGACUUUAACAUUAACGUGAAUUCUGAAGGUGGCGUGGAACAGGUACUUCUAGAAUCUUCUUGUGAACCAGUCGUCAUUGGCCAGCUAGAGGAAAACUGCAAGUCUCGACAACCCAUAGUGUAUGAGCGUCGUGUGCAUGUUGAGGUUCCACUUUAUGAUUCACUGGAUGGAAGUAGAUCCCCUCUAUUGGAAGAUGAAAAUUUGAAGGUUGAAACAGACUCAGAGGAAGAUGAUGAAUCUGUGCAAGAAGAGGAGAGAAAGGCAGUUGGACGAUCCACAAAUGAGGUCACCGAGCCUCUUGAGAAUGAAAGCUCGUGUUCAUUGCAACAAUCAUGUUAUUUCCAGCCACGGGGAAAAGGACGGUUCUCUGUUUCUGAUUUGGUUUGGGGUAAAAUAAGGAGUCAUCCAUGGUGGCCUGGGCAGAUAUUCAAUCCUUCUGAUGCAUCAGAGAAGGCCAUGAAGUAUCAUAAAAAAGAUUGCUUUUUGGUAGCAUAUUUUGGAGAUGGUACUUUUGCUUGGAAUGAUUCAGCUGUCCUGAAGCCAUUCCGGCCAAAUUUUUCUCAAAUAGAGAAGAAUACCAAUUCAGAAUCGUUCAAAAAUGCAGUUAGAUGUGCUUUGGAUGAGGUUUCCAGACGGGUAGAGCUGGGGCUUGCAUGCUCUUGUGUUCCUCAGGAGAUCUACGAGACAAUUGAAUAUCAGAAUGUGGAAAAUGGAGGCAUUCGUCGAAAAUCAAAUAGAAGACCUGGUGCCGAUGAAUCUGCUGGCGUGAGUUCUUUUGAACCUGAUAAACUUGUGGAUUAUGCGAGACUUUUGGCGCGGUUUCCUGGUGAAGGUGACAAAAUGGAGCUUGCAAUGGCAAAAGCUCAGUUAUCAUCUUACGGUCGUUAUAAGGGAUAUCGAAACCUGCCUGAGUUUCAGUUUUGUGGAGAGAUAUUGGAAGAAGAUGCCUCGAUGCUAACUGAAGGAGAUGAACAUGUUAAUAACCAUGGUGCGAAAAUAUCAGAAAAUUUUGAAAACAAUCUGAUGGACGGUGAAUAUCCCCACAAGGAUCGAAGUUUAUCAGAUCUAACGGAUGAUGCACCAUAUUCUGGAGAUGGUGACCGCACAGAAGGGGGCAACGUAACCAGCAGUUUAGUUUCGUCAUCUGGUUUAAAAAAACGCAAGGCUCGCGAUUCCAUUUCUAAUGGUUCAAAGAAAAGGCCAAGUCUACGUCUUGAGAAAGUACCUUCUGCUCUAAUUUCAACUCCUAAGCCGUCUUUCAAAGUUGGCGAAUGCAUUCAACGGGUAGCGAGCCAGCUGACUGGGCCACCAUCGGUUCUGAAGUCAAACAGCGAUCCGAAUGGUCAACAUGCUGACCAACUAGUUGGACCUGCUGUUUCCUUGCAGAUUCCUGAAAACUCGGAAGAGGAAAUGAUGAUUGUGGAGGGUAAGCAAUCAUCUGUGGCUGAGAUGCUAUCACAACUGCACUUGGUUGCUCAAGAUCCCAUGAAAGGAUACAGCUUUUUAAAUACCAUCAUCCCAUUCUUCUAUGAUCGAAGAACAGCUGUUUUCAGCAAGUCCAUAAGGCAAAAUUCAUCCGUCGGAAGACCAGUCAGUGGUAAGAAGAGAAAAACGUCCAACGAAAACGAACCUGAAGAAUUCGAAUUUGAAUUUGAUGAUGUUAAUGAUUCUUAUUGGACGGAUAGGAUCAUCCAAAACCAUUCUGAAGAGCAAUUGUUGCAAGAUAAUCAAAAUGAAGGGCAAGAAUGUCAUGUUGUGGCUUAUGAACCAGAAAAACCAGCAAAAGCAAGCCGUAAAUCAAAUAAAAAGCGUGCUUUAAGUAGUAAUCACGAAAUUGAGACGAAGGAACAAUCAGAGCUUAUUGAGCGAAGGCGGCAAAAUUUGGCAACAGAAGUUGUAUUGAAGUUCACAGAGGGCAUCUAUUUUCCUUCAGAAAUUCAUCUAAAUAAAAUGUUUAGACGCUUUGGGGCUUUGAUGGAAUCAGAAACUGAAGUCGAUAGGCAGAAUGGCCGUGCACGAGUGGUCUUCAAAAAAUGUUCAGAUGCAGAAGUUGCUCAUAGUAGUGCUGGAAGGUUCAACAUUUUUGGGUCAAUUAGUGUAAAUUAUGAGCUCAAUUACACCCCUUUAGUCUCAUACAAACCUUUGCCCCUUCCGAUGUCACAAGAUCUCAUGAAUGCAAGCUAGCAGAAGUUAUUCUUUUCAGACGUCAGGUAAGACAGACGACCUGCAGAAGGCUUCUGGGGAAAGCAUGAAAGGCAAGUAUAAGCAUGAAUGUGGUUUCUUGCCUUGAAUAAAUAAAAUAUCAAGGGGAAAUUCAAAUUCCUUAUCAGAGUAGUUUAGUUUGGGUUAGCACACCAUGUUGAGGAUAGUUGUAUAUGAGUUGUUGUCUAUAUACCUAUUUCCAUUACUGUUAUGGUGGAUUUAAUGAUAGUUGUUCAUAGAAUACAACUUUGAGAGUCUAAUUUGAGAUCCUGUCGAAAAAGGGGCCGUGAUUGUUUGUUU
Cynara cardunculus var. scolymus (artichoke) is the source of this 5103-nucleotide messenger RNA. RefSeq lists its product as uncharacterized. The transcript has 3 exons. Bases 184 to 4785 code for a protein of 1533 amino acids. The record is from RefSeq and is a predicted model, not a curated record. Lineage: Eukaryota; Viridiplantae; Streptophyta; Magnoliopsida; Asterales; Asteraceae.